Messenger RNA from Blumeria graminis f. sp. triticale, 849 nucleotides. The record is from the annotation of a GenBank genome assembly. Lineage: Eukaryota; Fungi; Ascomycota; Leotiomycetes; Helotiales; Erysiphaceae.
AUGGUCUGCCUUCUCGCCAUCCUUCUAUACACGGGUACAAGAUUGCCGCAAAAGGACCGUCUCAUCAUUACGACCUCGGCGUAUAAAUAUCCGUCUUAUGGAAAUUAUGAAGUUAAUUAUAAUCAACUGUUUCCGGUUCCUAGCCCAAACUCUGGUAUUUACAGGACUCGGAUCACUGUUGAUAGGCCCGGCACUUAUAUAACCGUAUAUUGCUCGAACCAAGUACUAAUCAACGACUUAUGGAGUUUUGUUAGUAAUGGCUUAACCAGCUUGCGGGGUCGCCUCGAUGCAGGAUUUAGCAACAAUGAGUCGUCGGAAAAUGAAUGCUUAAAUUAUGUGAACAAUCUGUAUCGUGAAAAAAUGGAAAUAGACCCACUGCUAGUCUCGGAUCUCAUCGUGCCGCGAUACUGUACGAAAAGGCUCUUGAUCAGUCUUGUUUAUCAACAGAGAAUUUUAUCCGCUAAUUGGCAGGGAUUCACGACAACGUACAGUAAUACACUUUAUCCAACAGUAAAAUUUGAUUUACCGGUGGAAAUAGCGGAUGUAGUGCUGGAUGGUCAAUUUCUCAUGCACGAAUGCGAAGCCGGCCGUCAAGAGGCAUUGGCGUGGAACCAGGGCCAAUUGCAGCUCUUUCGUCGAGAAAGUUUCUUGCACUCCUGGGCGGAGGCGACUAAAGUUGGCUAUGAGCCAUACACGGGAAGACUUAUAGCUAACUUUAUUCAAUCUCAUAAUGCGCAAGUAAAAAAAUUUGUUCAAAAAUUUACCAUAGAGGAUGGUGAAAGUUGUGUGCCUCAUUGUUUUGGGAUCCCGGAUAAAAUUUCCCUUGGACACAAAGGCUUGCUCACCUAG